Molecule: messenger RNA, 2982 nt
Organism: Xiphias gladius (swordfish)
Lineage: Eukaryota; Metazoa; Chordata; Actinopteri; Istiophoriformes; Xiphiidae
Gene: micu1
Product: mitochondrial calcium uptake 1
Exons: 14
Coding region: 173-1654 (493 amino acids)
Biological process (GO): calcium import into the mitochondrion; mitochondrial calcium ion homeostasis
Cellular component (GO): uniplex complex
Molecular function (GO): calcium ion binding
Source: RefSeq, a predicted model, not a curated record
UGCAUGGGGCGGGGCGGCGCAGACGUUGCCCCACCCCGCGGUUGAGGAACACGGAACUGCUGUUUACGCUGCGCUCCGUCUCUGCAGUAACAAGAGGUAAAGACGUACUCUGAAACGCCGAAGACAUCACAAUUUUGGACUGACUGGCGUUUGUGGUGUCGCUAAUUGCAGGAUGUUCCGCGUGCGGGCAUUGUCUGCAGUGUCAGUGGGGCUAGCGCAGUUGUCCCGGCGCUACCACAGUGGGGCAGUGCGAGGGUCUGGCCAGAGGAGGCUGAUGCUGGCAGCCCUGGCCGGGGUGACUGGUGUGUCUGCUAGUGCUGGGCUGCUCUGGAAAAGAGCAUAUGCAGACGCAGGGCCUUCCGUUCGACACUCUGAGCAAACAGGAGGAGAGGACGUGGAGUUUGUGAGGGAUACAGACUCUGAGACCGAGUCAGAGAAAUCGGUGGAAGCCAGCAGUGGAGAUGAAGAAGUAAAGGAUGAAAGUGGAGAGGGGAAAAAAAAGAAGCCACGCUCUGGAUUCCGUGAUCGCAAGGUGAUGGAGUAUGAGAACAGGAUAAGGGCCUACUCGACUCCAGACAAGAUAUUCCGCUACUUUGCUACGCUGAAGGUCAUCGGCGAGCAUGGAGAUGCUGAGGUUUACAUGACGCCCCAGGACUUCAUACGCUCUAUCACACCUAAUGAGAAGCAGCCUGAGAAUCUAGGCCUCGAUCAGUUCAUUGUGAAGCGCUAUGACGGGAAGGACUUCUGGCAGACGGAGAAGAUCGCCCAGGAGAGGGAGACGUUUGCAGAUAAGGACAGCAUAUUUUACAAACUAGGAGAAUGCGGCCUCAUCUCCUUCUCUGACUAUAUCUUCCUCACCACUGUGCUAUCCACGCCCCAGAGGAACUUUGAAAUUGCUUUCAAGAUGUUUGAUCUCAAUGGUGAUGGAGAGGUGGACCUGGAGGAGUUUGAACAGGUCCAGAGCAUCAUUCGUUCCCAGACCAGCAUGGGGAUGCGACACCGCGACCGGUCGACCACAGGAAACACCCUGAAGACAGGGGGCUGCAGCUCUGCUCUCACCACCUACUUUUUUGGAAAAGACCUGAAGGGAAAACUCACCAUUGGCAGUUUCCUGGAGUUUCAGAGGAACCUGCAGCAUGAUGUGCUCAAACUAGAGUUUGAGAGGAACAAUCCUGUGGACGGCAGAAUCACUGAGAGACAGUUUGGAGGUAUGUUGCUGGCCUAUAGUGGCGUCCAGUCUCGUAAACUCAAGCAAAUGCAGAAGGGCUUGAAGAAGAUGUUUAAGGAUGCACAGGGCAUCACAUUUGAGGAGGUGGAGAAUUUCUUCACUUUCCUAAAGAACGUGAAUGACGUGGACACAGCCUUGAGUUUCUACCACAUGGCCGGAGCCUCCAUAGAUAAAGUUACCAUGAAGCAGGUGGCCCGCACCGUGGCCAAGGUGGAGCUGUCGGAUCAUGUGUGCGAUGUGGUGUUCACUCUGUUCGACUGUGAUGGGAAUGGAGAGCUUAGUAAUAAGGAGUUCAUAGCCAUUAUGAAGCAGCGGCUGAUGCGUGGGUUGGAGAAACCCAAGGACAUGGGCUUCACUCGGCUGGUGCGUGCCAUGUGGAAGUGUGCCCAGGAUACCGCCUGGGACUUCGCCACACCAAAGACAUAAUAGACACACGAGGCAACGUGCGAGCAAGAGAGAAAGACAGCGCUCAACGCUUUAAAUAGACGAUUAAUGCAAGGAACUGAUUAGGACUGCAGCUCUGAGGGGCAUCAUCAAUCAUUAACACGUCGCUGUAGAUCGAGUUAUCAAUACAGUGACUAAAGCAUGCUGACACAGCGCAGCGUGUCCUGAGGCUUCUCUAGUGUACCUGUCUUAAGGCAUUGUGGGUAUUUGUAUAUUUUAAAAUAUAACGUCAAACUUUGUAUGUGUAUUUUUGCCAGAUUCUGUAGAGGAAUGCUGUGUCAGUGGGUAACUGUGUGAUGCAUGUAUUUAGCAUGUUUUACUGCAAAAGGCAAGACAAAAAGUGGAAUUAAUCUUAUUUGACCUUCAACUGUAUAAAUGCCACAGUAGGUCUGUUUCAUACUUACAACAGACCCUUUGUUUGUUCUUUGGUGGGACAGAGAGCAGAAGUCUGUUAUCAUGUUAACACCUCUUCAUUCAGUCUGCUAGCUCCACCUGCAUUUUUACUCUUGCAAUUUUUUCCCAUAAAAGACAAUGAUGCUUGUCUCUCUCUACAAUGUACUGUUCAAAGUGUGUAUUCUUCUAAUUACUGUUGCUCACUACAACACUUUAUAUAAGAUGGAUGAUAAAAGAAAUGCUCUAUUAAAGAUGUUUUAAUAAUGUAACACUGAUUAACCUUUAUUUCUAAACCACAGUUCUGCUUGACUUGUAAAUUGGAUUGUUGUCCUGCCAUGUUCUCGUUUUCAUUCUGACUGUGAGAAAAACACAGUGGAGGAUUAGCAAGACAGAUCAAUUGGGCACCAAGGAAGUCAUUUGUCAUGUGUAAUGAAAUGGGGUGUAACAUUUUUAGGGUAAAAAUGCUUGGCUGAUUGUAUGCAUUGGCUUUGAGUGCAUGCCAGAAGAGGAAAAUGCAGUAAUGUUUGUUUGGGUGUGUGUGUGUGUGUGUGUGUGUGUGUGUUUGUGCAAGAGAAGUCAGCGGUUUUGUCUAAUUGAAGUGGACAAGAUGGGGGCAGUCCUCGGCCUCCGCUGCCCAUUAAGAGAUUGUCCCACAGCCCCUUCGCACAAACACUGUGCUGGACUGGCCUGAAACGAGCUGGCUUGCUCUCUUGCUUUCAUUGCAUCUGACAGAUGGAAGUGGUACUCAGGUGCGAUUGCUAGGCAGGAGAUUAGGUUGAAGGGCCUCUCAUCAGUAUUCCUCACUCAUGUUCUUUUUAGACCUUAAGGCUGGUAUUACAAUCACAUGGAACGUAAAAUGAUUUUUAGCAGAACAUCUUUUAUCCUCACAUUUUUAUCAACUUUACAACACUCCCCUU